AUGAAAGAGAGAUGGACAGCACUCGGACGCCCAGACAGAGGGAACCGCCCCGGCUGCUCCGUCUCCCCCCCCCGGCUCCCCCCCCCGCGGCUGCUUUCUCCUCAGCCGCUGCGGCCGCUUUCUCCUCAGCCGCCGCCUCCUCAGCCGCCGGUGCCGCCGCGGCCGGACUCACCUCCCCUAGCAAAGCCGGAUAGAGAGGAGCCAGCGGCGGACACGCGCAACCAGCCGCCGAGGCCCCGCCCCCGCCUCACACUGACCGGUUGCCCUGGCCAAUCCACGCCCACCUGUCCGCGUCCGCCUCCAAUCCUGGGCCGGGAGCUUCAGACAGGCGCACUGUUCGACCAGUGGCAACAAGGUGUGGGUCUCCUGGGGAAAUCCCGCCCCCGAUCCGGGAUGGGCAGACAGAAAGGCCAAUCAGAAGGAGCAGGAAGCUGCGUGCUAAUCCCGCCUGCAAAAGCUGGAAGAGAGGGGAGGAAUGAAAGAGCCAAUCAUGAGCCAGGAACAAAGAACUGAGCAACCAAUCCUUGGGUUGAAGAUAAAGUAGGCUGGAACUGGGGCCAGAUAGACAUAUGAUUUGACAAAUGGGAAAAAAGAUUGGUUUAAGUCCCGCCUUUGAGAUCUGCUAUAGGGCAGGAUUGUGGGGAAUUUGCUGUCAUAUCGGAGACGAACUCCUCAAGGGGCGUGGCCAAAUAAAAGGGGUGUGGCCUAUCAGGGGGCGGGACCGAGCCUAGAGGGCGUAAUCCAAAUCAUCACUGGUCCAUUGAUAAGAGCUAUCUAGUUACUAUCCAUUGUAAGACGUAAGGUGUGGAAAGAUGAGAAGAGGUUUGGAAAAAAAAAAGGAACGUUGAGCCUCAGAAACUAAAUGUUCAAGGUUACCCAACAAGACAGGCAUAGAAGAAGCUCAGUAGACUGACAGUUCAUAGCCUGUGACUGGUCCAACAAGGUUAAUUUGAUCUUGACCAUAAAGAGGCGUUAUCUCCAGCAUUCAGAACUUCCUCUCAACAGAUGGUAAAGCUGUUGGUACGAAUUAAAACCAAAAAAUAAAAAUAAACUUAACCACAAAAAUAGUAAUUGUCUCCUAAAUUUUCUAAUCAAGUAAGUUCUAGUCAUUGAAAUCUUUCUAAAAUAAAUCAUCCUUUUACAUUAUUUCACUUAUCUGAAUUAACUCUUCUUUUAAAAUGUGAAAUAAUAGACUUAAGAAACCUUGUUGUUUUGGGGUUUUGGUCCUAGAGAUCAAACCCAGGGCCUGUCAUGCUAAGAAUAUGCUCUACCACUGAGCUGCACCCCAGCCAAAACCGUUUUUUGUUUUGUUUUGUUUUGUUUUUUACUAAAACUGUAAUCAGAAACCUGGAAAUCAUCUUUGAGUUUUCCCUACCUAUUCACUAUUCUUCCAAUCAAUCAUCAAAUCUUAAAUACUUCUAAAUAUCCCUCCUCCUUCCUCUCUCAUCACCACAGCAUUACCCAAAUUGACACCACUAACAUCUUUAAUACAUCUUGGCUACCCUCCUUUAAACCAUCUUUUGCUGAGGGGAAAGUAACAUUUUGAACUCUCAUCGUCCAGAAAGGAGGCUAAUGUUGAGGACGCUACUACCAGAACUUCCACUGCUUUGACCACAUUUCAAAUGUAUGGCCUUCCAGCCAAGAUGCUACAAUUUCAUGUUAUUGGAGCAUUCGUUGCUCCCUGGGGGUUUUAGCUUUAAGUGUGAACCAAAAAAGAAGGGAUGUGCAGAUCUCUACAGAAAUUAUGAUUCCAUCAAAGAGGAGAUGAAGAAGGUUGGUAUCUUUCAAAGUAAAAAGUGAUUUUAGAAUGUAAAGAAUUUCUUUCUAUUGCAUUUUGUAGAUGUUUGUCACUGACCUGUGUUCUUGAUCUAUGAAACAUAUGAGGUAAAGAACAGUUUUCUUGAUAACCAAUUAGCAAAUAAAUAAAUAAAUAAGAAGUAAAAAUAUAGUAGUACUCUCUUAUCUAGUUUUCACUUUCCAUCAAUUCCAGUUAUCCAUGAUCCACUUCAGACCAAAAAUAUUAAAUGGAAAAUUCAGAAAUAAACAAUUGUAAAUUACACAAUUUGUAAAUGGCACACCAGUCUGAGUGGUGGGAUGAAAUCUUAAGCCAUCCCACACUGUAUACUUGCUCUCUGUUUACUUAGUAGCCCUCUUAACUAUUAGACCAGUGGUCAACAUGCUUAAGUCAUUCUCCUCACAUCAUCUCAUCACCUUGGCAUCAUUUCAUCACAAAUCAUCAGAAGAAAAAGGGUGAGUAUAGUACAAUGAUAUAUUUUGAGGGAAAAAGACCAUGUUUGCAUAGCUUUUAUUACAGUAUAUACAACAUGCAGUUGAACAUCCCUAAUUUGAAAAAUCCAAAAUUGGAAAUCCUCCAAAAUCUGAAACUUUUUGAGGGCCAGUGUGAUGCCACAAUGAAAAUUUCCACUCCAACUUCAUAUAAGAGAUCAUAGUCAAAACACAGACACAGCUGGUGUGGUGCCCCACACCUGUAAUCCCAGAGGCUUGAGAGGUUGAGGCAGGAGGAUCACAAGUUCCAAAAAAUCUAUACUAUAUACUGUUCCAAAAUCAACCAAAAAAUGGUCCUUUGUUUUAGACAAAAUGCUUCUGGUCCCAACAUUUUGGAUAAGGGAUAUUCAACCUGUAUUUGUCCUAUUUAAUAACUACUCAUAACUAGUUAUUGUUAUUAA
Ictidomys tridecemlineatus (thirteen-lined ground squirrel) is the source of this 2687-nucleotide messenger RNA. NCBI's taxonomy places the organism in Eukaryota, Metazoa, Chordata, Mammalia, Rodentia, Sciuridae. The record is from RefSeq and is a predicted model, not a curated record.